CAAGAGCCUGCCGUCAAAACUACUUUUGUUUGAAAUAACAAUAAUAGUCAACAAAGUUGAACCAUGGACGUCGAGGAGGAGCAAGAACAAGGUCCUGCCAAGAAUAUAGGUCAAUUAACUUUGGUAUGCAUAGAGUUAGCGGCGAAAAUAGAUGAAGCACAGACAGAUGAGGACAAAAUUUCCAUAGUGAAUGAUCAUUUGAGUGUGUACACACAGGACGAAAUCCCCAUGCAGGAGUUCGAGACAGGUUUAGAAUGGUUCAAUGUGUCAAAUGCCAUGACUGUCAAUGAAGACCUAAAAGGGCGGAUAUCUGUCUUGGAUUUUUUCACAUACUGUUGUAUAAACUGCAUGCACAUUCUGCCAGAUUUGGAAGCUUUGGAAGAACUGCACCCCCCAGAAAAAGGAGAAGUUCUUGUGGUAGGAGUCCACUCUGCUAAAUUCGAAAAUGAACGGGUUUCAGCAAACAUUAAGGCAGCAAUUGACCGAUACCACAUUCAUCACCCAGUGGUUAAUGACCCUAAAGCAAAAAUGUGGACACAACUUGGUAUUGCUUGUUGGCCUACACUACUUAUUCUUGGUCCAAAUGCACAACCAUUGUUUGUCUUGGUAGGGGAAGGUCAUCGUCAACGCCUACAACUGUAUGUAGAUACAGCUAUCACUUAUUAUAACAAACUGAAGGCUUUAAUGAAGAGACCUUUCAUGUUAGCUCCCUCCACACACAUUAGUGCUACUGACGUCCUAUUGUAUCCAGGAAAAGUAGCAACUUACCCUGGUGGUAUUGUGAUCUCUGAUUCUGGUCACAACAGGAUUUUAAUUGUGGACAAAUCAGGAACUGUAAAGACAGUGAUAGGUUCUGGACUCAAAGGAUUCAGCAAUGGAUCCUUUUCUGAAGCAUCCUUCAGAAAUCCUCAGGGGUUAGUAUACCACCAUCCUAACACUAUCUUCGUUGCAGACACUGAUAAUCACGCCAUUCGCAAGAUUGAUAUUGCUUUAGAAGUAGUGACGACAUUUGUGGGUACAGGCCAACAAGGUUCUGAUUUGGAAGGUGGCCAGAUUGCAAGUAAGCAGGCCAUAUCAUCCCCAUGGGAUUUAUGUAUGGCAAAAAGUUUGGAUCAGACUGGAGAUUCUGAGGACAACUUGUUGAUAAUAGCAAUGGCUGGAACACAUCAAAUAUGGGGUGUAUUUUUAACAGAAGGGACAUGGUUCAAGGGCAGUUCUUAUCCAAGCAUGACAGCAGUUAGAUUAGCUGGCAGUGGUGCAGAAGAAAACAGAAAUACAACUUACCCAUUCCGUGCUGGAUUUGCUCAGCCUUCUGGUGUUACAUUAGGGACUUUCUCUGGGCAGUCGAUUGUGUAUGUUGCGGAUUCUGAAAGCUCAUCUAUAAGAAAGUUUAGUUUAAUAGAUGGAGCUGUGAAAGGUGUUGUAGGUGCAGCAAGAGAUCCCAUGGAUUUAUUUGCUUAUGGAGAUAUUGAUGGGUGUGGUGUAGAUGCCAAGCUUCAGCAUCCCUUAGGUGUUGCAGCUCUCGAUGAAAAUGUUUAUAUUGCUGACUCAUAUAAUCAUAAGAUAAAAAUUGUGCAACCUGAGGGGAAGUCCUAUAGAGUGACAACUAUAGCUGGGAAUGGCAAGCCUGGAAAUUCUGAUGGUAUUGGUGGAAGUGCUCAGUUCAAUGAACCUGGUGGUAUCUGCAUCAGUAGGGAAGAUGGUUGCCUAUAUAUUGCAGAUACAAAUAAUCAUUCCAUCAAAAUUCUUACCUUGAAGAAUAGUCAAGUGACAGAGUUGAAUGUGACACUGGUUGACGAGAGUGACUGUUCUAGUCAAGAUUUACUGAGUCCAGAUACUUCCAUUGAUGAAACUCUAGUGGAGGUAACUCCUGGAUCUAAUGUUAAAGUACUUAUGAGACUUCAGUUGGCACUGCCCUCUGGAAUGACUUUCAAUAAAGAUGCACCAAAUAGAUGGAAACUAGCAACAGAAGAUGCUCAUAUAACCAUGGCAUCCACGCAAGGUGAACUUCUAGAUUCAACUGACCUUCCUGUGAUUGUAUGCUUUAAUUCUGAAGACAGCCAUGAAGCAUUAUUACAUAUAUUUGCUGUGAUGUAUGUGUGCCUUGAUGGAGGUGUUUGUGUGAAGAGAAAUUCUAAGCAUGAUGUUAGAUUUAUUGUGAAAGACCAUGAAAAAGAUGUAACUGAAGAUAUUAAUGUUAAUAUAAUUUUAAACAUAAAAAAUUGAUGACAUUUUAGUGUAAAUAUAGUAGAUAAAGUUGAUUGCAUAUUUUUACAUGAAAAUUCUUGAAAAGAUGAACACUAUCUGUGUCAGUGCCUGUUGAGUUUUGUAAUGUAAGAUUAUUAAUAGUGAACUCUAGAUCACUUGUUAUUAAAUAAAUAUAUUUUUCAAAAACGGUUAGAUUUUAUCAGAAUAAAAUUUGAUAUUUUUUUUAAAAAGUCUUUAAUACCUAGUGUAACAUUCAUGUUUAAUUUUACAUUUAAUAAGGUUAUUCAUAAAAAAAAGGUAGUGAAGCAGGAUCGUAGGAUACAGUUUUGUAGGGAGUUUACUGAGAAACUGGCAUAUGUUUGUAAUAGUACUCAUGAGAAAAGGUUACUUUACAAAUGUAGGAGAGGAUUUUCAGUCAAAAUGGCCAGAGGUUAAAGCUUGGUAGUUUUUCAGAAUUUGCUUUGCUCUACAAUUUUGUAAUGUAAUUGAAAGCUUUCACAAAAUUCCAUCAUUUUUCCAGAUAUAUAUGUAUAUUUAUUUCUUUUAAUGCUGUAUCUUUUAAACUAAACAAAUUCAUCCCUUCACAUAAAAUAGUUGGAAUUUUAUUUGUAAUUGCCCAAAUUUUUACUUGCAGUUUUUGUGUUGUGUACUGAAUAAUUUUUUUUUUAUUUCUACAGUCUCAUAAUUAUCUUGAUUUAUUUUAUAUUUUGUUAGAGGUCUGCAGUAGUAUUUUUAUAUAUGGUAGUGAUUGUCUUCCAUAUCAGUAUCUACUCUAUAGUAUUUUCAUUCUAACAAUGUUUCAGACUUAAAAUUUAUUUUAAUGGGAAUAUUUUAAUAUCUUGUAUUCUGCAAGAGUUGAAUGGUUAAGCUUUUCUAGAUGCAUAUAUAGUAUUAGAAUUCAUUCCUAAUGGGGUGUUGUUUUUCAUUUUUUUUUCUUUGUCCACUGUUCUGUAAGGGUAACUUCACAAUUUUAGUGUACAGUAGUUUAUAUAGUCAGCUUUGUAUGACAGUGCAAUUUGUUUUACUCUGGUAAAGUCAUGUGUUUGGUUUUGAAAACAUUAUUAUAUUUAAUGUAUUUAUUAUCUUUUAAUAAUUCUGUACAUUUAUUGUAUGUAUUGGUUAUAGUGAUUUUUCAUAGGACUUUAAUAUAAAUGCAUUAUUUUAAUAGUCACUAUAGUAUAUUGGCUUGGUUGAACCAAGUAACAAUAAGGUGUAAUUAAACUGAUCACCUAAACAUACAGAAGUUAAGUAAAGGAUGUGCAGUAUAGACCUACAUUGAAUUAGAGAGAGAAUAUUGGAAUGAUAAUGUAUUGAUUGGUUUUUACUUGAUUAGUUCUUUAAUCAAAGCUGUUAUAGAUUAUUUCUUCCCAUCCUGUAAAAAUAUCAGAUGUAUAUGAGUGGUUUUAUGAAUGCACCCUAAUUCAAUAUCCUCUGUUGGAUAUGCGUAAAUUGUAGUAAUUUAAAUCCUUUGGUUUAUCUUUAUUAUAAAUUUUUCAGGGAAUAUUAUCUUCUGGUAUGCAUGUAUGCAUCCUGUUACCUUGUGUAAGAAUUGAAGAUGUACUGAUCAGUUUAAUUCAUUGUAACUUGUACCCCCUUGCAAAUGCAAGCCUCUUUUGGAAUUUUGAGGAAAUACAUUUUAUAAAGAAAAAUACUGUAUUUAUAAUCAUUAUUUAUUCUAGGAUCAUUUUGUUUAAUUCUUAAUUUGACUCAGAGGUCUGGAAAAACUAAACCCUAUUAAUAAUAAUAAUAAUUAUUAUUAUUAUUAACUCUUGAUUUUGGUGUGAUUUCAAGUAAUUUUGGGAUGCUCCUUAAAAUAAAAUGCGUUAAAACAGUUAGUUGUAGACUGGGAGUAGGGCAUUUUUUUUUCUUUUUGGUUCCAUGAUGACAGUUACACUAAAACAGGAACUUAAGAACAGUUGGCAGGUAAUUGAAAUAAUCUAAUGGCCAAUAUUUCCUCAAGAACAAAUCACAAACUGGUCUGGUGGUUAAUACACUUAAUGAUAUUUAUCUAUCUAAUGUGGAAUCGUAGUCAAAUAUCUUGUCUUAAGCUGAGUAAGUGCUUUCCUGCUUACUGGUAUUGAUAAUGUACCAAUGCUCCUGUCCCAUUUUUUAUGUACCUGCCAAAAUCGGCUGCUUCCAAAUGCCAUUGCCUUUUAACUAAGUUUUACAAUGUGUUGUUUUGUGGUCAGUUGAAUUUAAUAUUGAGAUAUUAACAAGUGUUUCAUGUUGUCUUCUUGAGAUGUCUCCCCAUUCAUCAUUUUGGUAAGUGAAAUAAGUACCUGUAAUUAAAUAUUUCCUUUUAAUCAGUUUGUUCAACUUGGAGAAUUUCAUUGCUGUUGACAUUUAGUGUGUUCUUAGUAACUUAAUUUCAAGUGUUUUAUUGCAGGAUAUCAUUGCAUCACUAUCAUUCUAGCUCUUGUUGAUAUCUUUUGUUGUAUUUCUUGUGUGUUUUGUUAUAUUGAAAGUAUAAUGACAAACUCCCUAGCAUGUUUUGAUAUUAUUCUUUCCCCUAGGUCGAUGUCAACUAAGCAGUUGAUAGAAUUCUCUCACCUAGCUUGUUGUCAACAAAGCAGUUGUGAUAAUAAUAAAGAAUUCCAAAAGGAAUUUGAUAAAUAAUUUUAAUGCAAACUGUACCUUGUUUUUGUAGGACUUUCAGUGGGGGAUCUACAUGUACCUAUUUUAAAUUUUGGCCAAAUAUUUUUUCAGGGCUUUUGAUAUGUAUUCCAGUAAUGUUAAACUAUAUCCAUAACUAAUUUUUCAUUAAGUGGGAUGUAAACCCAUAUGUUUUUAUGCCAAUGUUAUGUAUGUUAUUUUUCUGUGUACUGUAUAUAGUUUUUCUGAAGUCUGGUUCAGUUGCUUAAUUAUUCAAAUAACUUUUGAUUUGACUGACUUGGUCUUUUGUAGACUAGUAUCAUAUCUGAACUAUCAAGGUGGUUAUAAUGUUCAAAGAUAAAAGAUUUUAUGAUUGGUGAGACAUUUGAAAUUGGCAAUGUAGUGUUAAUACAGUAUUAAGUGUGAAAUUCAUGUUAUC
This is a messenger RNA of Macrobrachium nipponense, 5239 nucleotides long. Its product is annotated as NHL repeat-containing protein 2-like. The transcript has 14 exons. Gene Ontology annotation, molecular function: protein binding. NCBI's taxonomy places the organism in Eukaryota, Metazoa, Arthropoda, Malacostraca, Decapoda, Palaemonidae. Bases 64 to 2226 code for a protein of 720 amino acids. The record is from RefSeq and is a predicted model, not a curated record.